Molecule: messenger RNA, 623 nt
Organism: Geodia barretti
Lineage: Eukaryota; Metazoa; Porifera; Demospongiae; Tetractinellida; Geodiidae
Source: the annotation of a GenBank genome assembly
AGCAAAAAGAGACAUACUGCGAUUGAAGUGGAACUGGGCAUUUCUAGUGCUGAACAGCUUGGUGAGAGCCAUCAAUUAUUAUGUGUGUCAUACCCACCAAUCACCAGUUCAUCAUCAACCCCACCAUCAAGACUCUCAAUAUUACAAAUCAGGACAUAGAGCCGGGUUUGCAACAAAGUGAAACCUUUUACUCUCUAACUUACGUGGUGCUGUUUAGUGGCUAUGCUGUAUCAGCCGUUGGUACCGGACUUCUGUUCAACCACGUACCAACCUGGUACCUAUUCAUGUUCUCCACACUCUCUCAUACUCUGGGCUAUCUCCUGUAUGCACUGGCCACCAAUGGCUGGAUGAUGAUACUGGCUCGUGGACUGGCUGGUCUGCAACUAGGUGCUAGUACAUCCCUAGUGUUCGCCUACUGCUCUGUGAGCUUUGAGAAGUACACUGAGAAUCUGAAGAUACUUGGAAAGUUGAAAAAGAAGACAGCUGGGAAAGUGAAGGGAUAUGUAUUUAGUCUAUACUACAUUGGAAAUGUACUUGGAUUUUCUACUGCAGUAGGUUUCCCAGUAAUCCUGGCACAGUUUCCAAAUACUCCUCAGUUCAGACCUCCUGCGUGGUUCUGUGUA